This is a messenger RNA of Tricharina praecox, 1321 nucleotides long. RefSeq names its product galactose-binding domain-like protein. The transcript is spliced from 3 exons. The record is from RefSeq and is a predicted model, not a curated record. Gene Ontology annotation, molecular function: allantoicase activity. NCBI's taxonomy places the organism in Eukaryota, Fungi, Ascomycota, Pezizomycetes, Pezizales, Pyronemataceae. The coding region runs from base 181 to 1221 and encodes 346 amino acids. Gene Ontology annotation, biological process: allantoin catabolic process.
CGAGCUACCAGGUAUCUAUCUACCCCGCCAAACGGCUAGUAGCUAGAGGUGGCAUAGCUGUCAUAAGUAGAGCACAGCACCCGCCUGCAUCCCCCGCUUCCAACUCAAUUCCUCAAUCCAAUCAAUCCAAUCUAUAAACUCAAUCCAUCCAUCUACGAACUCUACAUCUCUAUAUCGAAUAUGACAGCCCAAAGAAUCGACAUCGACAAAGUCCAGUCGACAUUCAGCGGGAUAUGCAUCGACCUAAUCAGCGCCUCCCUCGGCGGCUCAAUCGUGUCCUUCUCAGACGAAUUCUUCGCAUCAGCCUCCAACCUCAUCACUCCCACCGCACCCAUCCAGCGGGCCGGACACUUCAUUGCGUCAGGGGCCUGGUACGACGGGUGGGAGACGCGGCGUCACAACCCGUCGACUGCAGACUGGGUCGUGAUAAAGCUGGGCGUUCCCUCCGGCGUCGUGCACGGCGUCGAGAUCGACACGGCGUUCUUUUCCGGGAACCACGCGCCCGCGGUCAGUGUGCAGGGCGUGUUCCUCCCCGGUGGAAUGCCGGAUGAGACUACCGAGGGGAGGUGGGAAACCAUUCUGGAUACCCAGGAGACGGGGCCGAAUCAAAGGCAUGUCUGGCGCCUCGAGAGACCGGCGGAAAAGCCGGUUAGUCAUGUCAGGCUGAAUAUGUACCCUGACGGGGGAAUUGCGAGGUUUCGCUUGCUGGGUACCGUCGUCCCAGUGUGGCCGGAUGAUAGCGAGGCCAUCGUGGAUUUGGCGCAUGUGGCGAAUGGAGGGUUCGCGGUGAGCUGCAGCGAUCAGCACUACAGCGUCAAGGAUAACCUCCUACUCCCCGGGCGUGGAGAGAAUAUGGGCGAUGGAUGGGAGACGAAGAGGAGUCGCCAGCCGGAGCACGUCGACUGGGUGGUUGUUAAACUAGGCGCCAAAGGCUACCUCGAGGAGAUAAUCGUGGACACGCUACACUUCCGGGGCAACUUCCCACAGGCGGUGGAGGUAUACGGGCUGAACGCGGAGACGCACGACGUGGCAGCCGACGAUGCGCGCUGGGAGCUGGUGGUGCCCAAGAGCAAGUGCGCCAAGGAUACCGAGCACGCGUUCUCGUCCACCAUGAUGCAGAAUGUCGACGGCAAGGUCGUGAGCCAUGUCAAGAUGGUCAUCAUUCCUGAUGGCGGCGUUAAGAGGCUUAGGGUCUUUGGGAAGCGCGUUGUGGGGGCUUGAGGUCUUGUGUGUACUAGAUAGUCUACGCGGGAAAUGGAGUCACUGUCAUCGAUCAACUAGGAAUGAAUCCGCAUCCACCACAGUCAAUCAAAUAUAUCUU